CAUCAGUAGCUGCGCGGCACUUGCAGCGGCGGAUCGCCGGAGACGGAGCGCUUUCACUCACUGUGGCGAUCAAAGUUGAGCGCGACACGCUGAUGACCUGCGAGCAUCCUCCGGGGAAACUGUGCAUUUGACUGGCUUAACGAGCGUCAGUUUCCAUCUCUUCACCACAGAUCAUUUGUUGCUGUCGUGGCUCCGCUGUCCAACAGUCCGAAGGCUGCGUUUCAACCCAGCGCACUGACGGAUACGGACAGACUCCGAGGAUCACAGAUGGACUGGCUCACACCUGAGAUGUGAAGUGUGUUAUGUGAGCCAAGGUGUUUUCCCACCUCGCUGGUGGUGGGGAGAGAUGCUGCACUCCGUUGCCAUGACAGCAGAAGUUCUCUUUGUUCUGGGGUUCCUGAUGGGCGCCGCUCAGUGUAAUCCUAUAGCGACCUUACCAGCGAGCCGAGAACGCCUAGAAAGAGUGUUGACCCAAGCCAGAGAGGACAAACACCAGGACAUGCAGGCCCCCGAGGAACCGCCGGGAUACGGUGCUCAGCAGAGGCCAGAGGAAAUCAAUUCUUUGGGCCUCAACAGGACUGCUGUGAGCCGCACCAGGCCAAACAUCAACUCCCAGACACGAGGAUCUAAGGGCGCGAAGCCCCAGGAGCUGUGGACUGAGCAGGACACCCUGAACCAAAUAGACGAGGGCCCCACCAGUGACGUCACCCUCUCCCUGGACGCCAUCGACGAGUACGCCUACCCAGACUACAGGGGGAAAGGCUGCAUGGAUGAGAGCGGCUUUGUAUUUGCCAUCGGUGAGGAGUUCACCCCGGGCCCUUCGACGUGCCCUUGCCUCUGCACAGAUGAGGGCCCUCUGUGCACCAAGCCAGAAUGUCCCAAGGUUCACCCUCGCUGCAUUAAAGUGGACACUAGCCAAUGUUGCCCUAUGUGCAAGGAGAAAAAGAACUACUGCGAGUUUCGUGGCAAAAUCUACGCCUCGCUAGAAGAGUUUAAGGUGUCUCCAUGUGAGAAGUGUCGAUGUGAGCCAAGUGGGGAGGUGUUGUGUUCUGUGGCAGCCUGCCCUCAGACUGAGUGUGUGGACCCGGAGUACGAGCCGGAUCAGUGCUGUCCAAUCUGCAAGACUGGGCCAAACUGCUACGCGGACACAUCAGUGAUACCGGCCGGCCGAGAGGUGAAGAUUGAUGAGUGUACAAUCUGCUACUGCACAUACGAGGAGGGCACAUGGCAGAUUGAGCGUCAGGCCACCUGCAGUAAGAACGAGUGCCAGCGGAGCUAGAGACUGGCACGGUCUGAGGGGACAUUGGCACGCAACACCAGUGCCAAUCUGCAUGUAAACUCUCGGCCUUUUCACCCAAUCUACCGGACAUCAGGGUCGGACAGCAGCCCCCGAGCAUUUCAGCAUUUAUAGUCACUCUACUGAAAAAAAAAAGCUUUUAUGAAAGUUUAUAAUCCACACACAGAAUAUCUAUUUAUCUAUGUAUUAAAUUAUUUAUGAAUAUAUACAAAUAUAGGAGUAAUUAAUGCUGAACUAGUGAACAGAUAUUUUUUAUAGCCUCUGUAUUUUAUUAAGCAAUGUAUUGGACCAGAGGUCAAUAAAACAGAAUGUAUAGAACACACACAGCUGUCUUUGGAGGUGAAAACCUCAAUGUCUCGACAUGCGGUGUCACCUGACAAAUCCUGACACCCGUCCCUCUACCACCAAAGUGCAGACUAUGUGCGAUCCAUUUCAGAUUGAUGGGUUAAGAUUAACUGUUUGGGAAGAUCAAGUGCAGAGUUAAAAAU
Epinephelus fuscoguttatus (brown-marbled grouper) is the source of this 1785-nucleotide messenger RNA. RefSeq names its product von Willebrand factor C domain containing 2 (gene vwc2). Gene Ontology annotation, molecular function: protein binding. NCBI's taxonomy places the organism in Eukaryota, Metazoa, Chordata, Actinopteri, Perciformes, Serranidae. Bases 347 to 1279 code for a protein of 310 amino acids. The record is from RefSeq and is a predicted model, not a curated record. The transcript has 4 exons. Gene Ontology annotation, biological process: negative regulation of BMP signaling pathway. Gene Ontology annotation, cellular component: AMPA glutamate receptor complex.